This is a messenger RNA of Staurois parvus, 360 nucleotides long. The record is from the annotation of a GenBank genome assembly. NCBI's taxonomy places the organism in Eukaryota, Metazoa, Chordata, Amphibia, Anura, Ranidae.
GGCGGACUGACCAUUCGAGCACUCAGGCACUGCCUGAGGGCCCGGGGUCAGUAGGGGCCAUGAAAUGCCCCUGGCUUUUUUUUGGGUGUAUUUUGAGUGUGGGCAAGGACACAGGGGGCCCCAUGAUCCCCUAUUGCCCGGGGGCCCCAUAAGUUGUCAGUCCGCCACUGGGCCAGGGUCAUGUGGUUGCACUGCGACAAUCCUGCGGUCCAGGGGCGGACUGACCAUUUGGGCACUGCCCGAGGGCCUGGGGUCAGUAGGGGGCCCCAUGAGAUGCCCCUGGUACCUUUUUCAUAGACUUUUUUGAGUUAGGGCAAGGACACAGGGGCCCCAUGAUCCCCUAUAGCCCGGGGGCCCCAU